Messenger RNA from Myxocyprinus asiaticus (Chinese sucker), 5121 nucleotides. RefSeq names its product excitatory amino acid transporter 5-like. Gene Ontology annotation, molecular function: L-glutamate transmembrane transporter activity; neutral L-amino acid transmembrane transporter activity; glutamate:sodium symporter activity. The record is from RefSeq and is a predicted model, not a curated record. Bases 2950 to 4698 code for a protein of 582 amino acids. Gene Ontology annotation, cellular component: plasma membrane. Gene Ontology annotation, biological process: L-glutamate transmembrane transport. The transcript has 12 exons. NCBI's taxonomy places the organism in Eukaryota, Metazoa, Chordata, Actinopteri, Cypriniformes, Catostomidae.
UUGGCUACAUUGUGAGGUCACAGAGCAGUGUUAUUUGAAUAGCCUCACCUCCACAACAUGUGUAAUUGUUGCAGUGAACUGAGGUACUUCAACUCUAAAUGUGUUACUAUUUUUGUUGUAGUUUGCCAUUAACCAACAAAAAUAUUAAGAUGUCAAGAAAGGUACCCAGAUGUUGUUGUGUUCCUGUUUGUGGAAAAACUGCAUCUCUGCAUAGCCUUCUUAAGGAUCCCAAUGUUAGGAAUGAGUGGAUUAUUUAGUUCCUGAACGCAUUAAUGUGGGACCAUAUGUUUUGUUAUGUACAUUUCUCUGGGGGAUUCUUUUAAGAACUAUUAUGGUUCAGAGUUUGCAAAGAAAUUUUGAUUGAAAGAUGCAGCAGUGCCUACUAGGAUUGUGUCAAUGCAAUCAAAUAUCGAUAUAUCACCAUUAGGGUUGGGAACCGAGAACUGGUUCCAUUCUUUACAAAAUACCAUAAUCGUAUGAUCUACAUGACUUUCAUUCCUGCAUGAAUUUUCGAUGUGAUGUGGAUGGAAUACCAUUCUAAAAUACUCUUGACAGUGUUUCCUGCAGCACAUUUCAGCAGCAGCGCUGCCCUCUACAUGGUCCACAGCGUAAAACACACAAAUGAAUGUCUCUUAUGAGGCGGCUCUGUUAAAUUUACUUUGCAAAACAUACAACACUUCCGGUAUAGUCUGAUUCCCAAAAGAAGGACUUGUAUGAGCCGGUUCCUCUUAAUCUACAGUACAAAACAUACAGCGCUUAAGGUAUAUUCCGGUAUAGUAUUAAUCUUACACUGAUUGCAAAUCAUGAAUGUCCAACUCGAAAUUAAAUAAGAACUGUAGAAGUCUUACAAUCUUGAAGUACAACAUUAAACAACAGAACAGUCUAAACUGUCUCUGGAACUGUUAAAGUAAUGUCAUGUUACUUUAGACCUCUGAGACUUUAAUCAAGCAGUGCAGUUACUGGAUGUUCAUAGGACAAUGUUUAAUUAAAGAUACACAAGUUUUGGAAUACAAGGAAUUUUAUUUAAAAAAUGAAUGAAAUAUGCCAUCACCUUUUUUUUUUUUUUUUUGCCUAGUUAGGAUAAAUUGUUGGAUUUGUUUUAUGUCUUUAAAAAGUCAGCAAACACAACUUUUACAAUAUAUACAUGCAAUAUAUGCAAUUUCAAGACAACAUAUUUAUUGAUUGAAUACAUUAGAUUUCUAUAUAAAAAUAAAAUAAAAUGUGAUAAAAAUGAUAAAAAACCAAUGAUAAAAUAAACCUUUUUUAAUAUUUAAAAUUAAUAUUUUCAUAAUUUACCAAGUUACAAGGUCCCCUGUGUAAUUAAUAACAGCAUUAGCUGAAAGAUAAUUUAUUUCAUACUUUAUAUAACCAAAAUGGACAUUAUAACUGAAAUAUACCCAAAUCAAUUGGAAUCGAAAGCUUAUGAAUUGGGAUCGAAUCAUGAUAUUGUGAUGUAUCGUGAUAUAUCAAAUGACAUAUGCAUCGUGAUGUAUAUCGCAAUGCGUAUCGUAUUGUUAGGUGGCUGGCGAUACCCAGCCCUAGUGCCUAUAUAACUAUAUUGGAUACGACAGUAAUGCAAGUGAGUGAAAAAAUGAAUACUACAUUUUCUGUUUGUGUUUGUUUGACAUGUAAAGAAUUGAAUUGUAAGCCAUUUUUAUCACAAAAUAAACCAUGAUCUGGACUCCAACGUGGAGCAGAUUGUGCUUAUUACACAGUUACACCAAAGAAAUAAAUAAUUUCUCACGAAAUAUUGAUGUGAUAAAUUAUUUUAUUAUGUAAGAAUGUGGAGUGCAAUGAAAGACAGUGGUGAAGUACAAGCUAGUGGCUGCCAUCUCAUCUGCCUUGUAUUAGCCAGGAUGUCCCAUAUUUUAGCUGAAAUUAAUGCAUUGGGAUGCCCAUUAUCCCGUAUUUAAGCAACGAAACAGUCAAGGGCGAUCCCCUCCCCUGGUCAACCAGCAAGUAUUCUGUAUUUCCCAUUACACAGGAUGCGAAUUGAAGCGGCCACACUACAGAGGCGAACACCCGGGUAGACUGUCCAUUACAGCUGGGUACAGAUUUAUUAACCCUUCAUUCUCAGCUUGUAUUAGUCUGGACUAUUUUCACUCAGCUUUAUAAAGCAUUAUUGUAUCACCAUGUCUUGGAUGCCUAAUAAUAUAAGUAUUCAGGAGCAACAGUAUGCCGACUUUGUUCAGUUUCAGUUGUUAUUUCAGUUGGAACCAGGGUCAGAAAUUAACUUUUUCAUUAGGGGGCAAUAUUUUAAUUGGUUUCUAGAGGCAUUUUUUGCCUUUGUAAGGGCAAUUCUUUUUCUAAAUUAUAAAAUUACUUUCUCAUUUCAUUUUAUACCAAAUAAGUGAGAUUGGCCAAUGAGCAGGGAAGUAUAGUACAGUGAGACAGUGUUCCUCCCUAGAACAGUUUAUUUUGAAUGAGAGGAACGAACGGUUGUGCAUUUUAGCACAGGAGCAUGUCAACGAACACAUGCGGAGUGACAGAAGCGGAGUUCCCGUCUGUACGCGACUAUGGUACAAUGAUCUGCCACUCAGUAAUACAGGAUCUGUACAAUGGAUGGCACACUAUCAAAUAAUGUUCAUUGAAAAUUCAAAUAAAGAUUGCGAUUUAUGUAUUUGUAACUAUAUCAGAUGUUAUUAAUGAAAUAACAGGAACUUGUUGCAGGGGCAUUUUUUGCUCCCUUUUUUUGAAUUUCGAGUGCAUUUUUGUCAGUUUCUGUGGCAUUUUUCCCCUGAGCCCCUGUUAAUUUUCAACCCUGGUCUGAACAACUGUCCUUGUUUGAUUUCGUGCUGCACAUAAAUUGGGACAUAUAGCUAUUAAUGAUUGCCUGGACUGAGUGCUUUCACAGGAUUUUGUAAAUCUCUUGCACAUUUUCAUUCUUUUAUUCUUAAAAAAAAAAAGAAAGAAAAAAACAGUUCCGUGGGUGUUGUUUGCACUUCAAAGAUGUUAGCCAAUCAUAACACAGGAUCCUUAAAGGGGACAGCACAGAAAACAGAGUGUUUCAGACAGGGGGCCAGAGACAGUGUGGAAAAAGCAGGGCCUGCUAAAACCCCACUGGAGAGAAUGAAAGACUGCAUGAAAAGCACGUUCUCGGUCAAUGUCAUGGAGUAUGUGAAGGAGUACAUCAGGCGAAAUGGACUUCUGACUCUCUCAGUGCUGGCUGUGAUCACAGGAUGCAUCCUGGGCUUCAUGCUGAGGGGUCUGGCCCUCUCCACACAGGCAAAAAUCUAUUUCUCCUUCCCUGGAGAGCUGCUUAUGCGAAUACUUAAAAUGCUGAUUCUUCCUCUAAUCACCUCCAGUUUGAUGUCUGGACUGUCGUCUAUGGAGUCAAAGGCCUGCUGCAGGAUGGGGUUGCUGACGGUAACCUAUUACCUUUGGACCACGUUCAUUGCCGUAGUGGUCGGCAUUAUACUUGUUCUGAUCAUCAAACCUGGCUAUGGAACAGACAUGGAGAGCCAUAGGCUGGGGGGUGGACAGGUCAUGACAUCUGCAGAUGCACUGCUAGAUCUGGUCAGAAAUAUGAUCCCCUCCAAUCUCAUUGAAGCCACAUUUCAGCAGUAUAAGACAGACCUUAUUCCCAUUUUAAAACCUCCAGUGAUCACGGAACGCCCAAACGUUGUGUACCUGAUGCCUGAUGAAGACAAUCCAAAGGGUCGAACUGUGCUUUUGGAGCUCACGCCACCUCCAGAUAUCGAGUAUAAGACUCGUCCGGGUAGCAGCCAACAGAUGAACGUACUUGGCAUUGUUAUUUUCUCAGCUACGAUGGGUCUCUUACUUGGUAAAAUGGGUGAACGGGGGGCUCCCCUAGUAAAUGUUUGCCAGUGCAUCAAUGAGUGUGUGAUGAAGAUCAUUAAUGCAGCUGUAUGGUAUUUUCCUUUUGGGAUCAUCUUUCUUGUGGCCGGGAAAAUCCUGGACAUGAGUGAUCCGUCCACACUUGGGAAGAAGCUGGGCUGGUACGGGAUAACGGUCCUGGCAGGCUUGUUUGUGCAUGGCCUCAUUUUGCUCCCCUUCUUUUAUUUCAUUCUGACACGGAAAAAUCCUUUCACAUACAUCAGAGGGCUUCUGCAAGCCAUGGUCAUUGCCCUGGCCACAUCGUCCAGUUCAGCAACACUGCCCAUUACAAUGAAAUGUUUGCUGGAGAACUGCCACGUGGACAGGCAGAUUGCCCGGUUUGUGCUGCCGGUUGGAGCCACCAUUAACAUGGAUGGAACAGCCCUUUAUGAAGCAGUGGCUGCUAUUUUUAUCGCCCAGGUCAAUGAGUAUGAGCUGGAUUUUGGACAGUUGGUCACCAUCAGUAUAACAGCAACCGCUGCCAGCAUAGGUGCUGCAGGAAUCCCUCAGGCAGGUCUUGUAACCAUGGUGAUAGUAUUGACAUCUGUAGGACUGCCACCAGAUGACAUCACACUGAUUGUGGCCAUUGAUUGGAUUCUAGAUCGAUUUAGAACAAUGAUCAACGUACUAGGAGAUGCUCUGGCAGCUGGAAUCAUCGGCCACUUGUGUCGAAAAGACUUCCCACCUGACAGAGAAGCCAAAGCGAAUGGAGCUUCACAGGACACUCAGACUGCUCGUAAUUUGGAGAAUGUGCCUUUAACUGAAGUACCACUGUUGGCCAGCAAAGACUGCAUAUUCGAGGUGGUUGGGGACACGGUUUUUGAACGACCCACAGUCUACUACAAUAUAUGUCAAGUCUGAGUCAUCAGACAGUGGCCUUAAAGAUAUUCAUGCCAUUCUUUUGGAGCUACAUUUCUACUAUUGUGCCAUUAAGUACUGAAUGAACAAUUUGGUUGAUCAAUCGUCAGGCUUUUGAUUAUAUUGACUAAUAUUGGCUGUUAUGUACAGCUGAUUACAUUUAUUCUAUUCCCUCUACAAGGGACAUACUACAAGUAGUGCCCACUUGUGUAGACUCUUCUGCUGGAAUUCCACAAGUGAAUGCAUGCUGCCAUUCAUUUAGGAAUUUUGUUAUUCAGUGAUUGUACAGACUAGUAAAGUCAGAACACACACCUGAUUACAUCACCUGAACGGAACAGUAUCUUAAAGGGGGAGGGAAAUGUUUACUGAGAGACGGUUGAAAAUGCACAUUUUCCAAAGCUUUCCAAAAAAUUGUGUGCAAUAAAA